Messenger RNA from Aspergillus sclerotioniger CBS 115572, 2814 nucleotides. Its product is annotated as putative gamma-tubulin complex component GCP5. Gene Ontology annotation, cellular component: gamma-tubulin complex; equatorial microtubule organizing center; centrosome. The record is from RefSeq and is a predicted model, not a curated record. Gene Ontology annotation, molecular function: microtubule minus-end binding; gamma-tubulin binding. NCBI's taxonomy places the organism in Eukaryota, Fungi, Ascomycota, Eurotiomycetes, Eurotiales, Aspergillaceae. Bases 60 to 2699 code for a protein of 879 amino acids. The transcript has 2 exons. Gene Ontology annotation, biological process: cytoplasmic microtubule organization; microtubule nucleation; meiotic cell cycle.
CGGUCCUAUCUAGUCCCCUUCAGUAGUCUUUGCAGCCCGGGCAUGCUUCAGUGCCUGUCAUGGCCGUCACAGCCGACGUGAGCGCGCUGACGGACGAGCUAAUCACUGCCGUUGCGAAGCCCGACAGAAAGGACACCCCGCAUUUUAGGAAUCUAAGGCGCCGGGUUGAAGACACUUUCAAGUCGCAUGCGUAUGCCCGUACGGACCAAUUCGCCGUCGCGAACCAGCUCGAAGGAUUGCAGGAGAAAUUCCAAGUCCUUUGUAGGGAUGAAUUGGCAGACGCUUUGCGCAUCCGGCUGACAGAGCUGCACGAGCACCAGAGCUCAUGGUUUCCGGAAAUCCUGUCCCUACUGUUGCAGUUGGCAGAUCGCCCUGCUCAGCGGUCAAAGAUCGAACGGGUGACGGCAGUCAAGCCCAGCGAGGAGGCCAAAGCCCUCAUCUGGACCGAAUUGGACGCUGAUGGAUCAGCAUACUGUGACGAGGAUAUCUGGGAGAAUGUAGAUUUUGGUGUUGAUUCGUCUGAUGACGACGUUGAAUCGGUGUCCACCGACAGCUACCACACACGGAAUCAACCAGAGACAUCUAUAAAUACAGAAGAGGACUACGUGAUCCCCGAUGAAGUCUUCACGUCCGGAGAGAACGAUGAGCUUAUUGACUCAAUCGCUAAAGCACAAUUCUGGAAAGAUGGAGAGAGCUCGGUCGCAGACCGGGGCCAACCCGCUUCUCGGGUCAUUACAGAGCUACAGGUAGUAAGGGAGACGAUUUUCAUGUUGCAAGGACUUCCUACGUCUCUGUUUUGGCGACUUGACGGUAGUGUGGAAAUAGACCGGAGAUAUACCAUUACAAACCUGUCGAAUGAGACAUUUUUGUCGCUACUGCGAUCAUUAAGUUCGACGGGAGCUAAGCUGGAUGUUCUUAGGCAAUUUUGCAGCGUGCCACAGAAGAUUCCAUAUAUGCAGACAUUUCACCGGGGGUUAGAGAGCUUUCUGAGCAAGUUCGACACGUUUCUGUCAAGUGUGCAACUUCAGUAUCUUUCUCGGCUGUCUACUGUGUCUAUAAGUCUUCUACAGCUGUCUGAAGACGUCCGUCGCGAGUCUAGACUGCUUUUGAUGCUAUCUGACCUCGUGUCCAGCUUGAUGCUCAACGCCUCGGACUCUGCUGUGCGGUGCCUCGAUUUGCUGUAUGAUCUAGUGUGUUUGACACAGGCUACUGGGGACGAUGAUGCAUUUAUGGCCCUUGCCGAACUGUUCUUCUCGUGCUUUGAAACAUAUGCACGCCCAGUUCGUCUCUGGAUGGAAACAGGCCAAUUGGAUUCGUCUGCAGGUGAAUUCUUCAUAUACAAAGAUCAAAGGGACAGUGACCUACGGACGUUAUGGCAUGACUGGUACGUGCUGGACAAGACAAGGCUCCUGAAUGCCCCGAAAUUCAUUCAAUCUAUCGCGCACAAGAUAUUCAUAACGGGGAAAAGCAUGGUGUUUCUGCGAUAUUUGAACACGUCCGAGGAAAAUGAAACCCCACGGAAGGUCUCCCUGGCAUUUAAGGAAGUUUUACCGCCAGGCUCCGCUUCGUUCUGCCUCCCAUUCUCUGUUUUACUUGAGUCUGCAUUCGCAAGACUGGUCGACGAAAACCAUUCCUACACAUCAGCUCUGUUGAGGAGAGAGCUUGACCAGCAAUGUGGCUUAUGGAUAUCGAUCCAAGCACUCGAGUAUAUCUAUCUCAGCACAGAUAUGAGCAUCUUCGGACCGAUUGAUAGCAAGAUAUUCGACCUCAUCGAUAGGGGAAAAGGUGCCUGGAGCGAUCGAUUUCUCCUCACAGAGCUAGCCCAAAGCGCAUUUAGCGCUCUGUCUUUUAUCGACCCUUCUAGACUCAUUGUCCGGACACCCAAGGAAGCGCACAGCAAUGCAAACAGCCGCAGCCGCUCGGUCAAGGUCCUAAAUGCCAUCUCAUUCGACUACAUCUUACCCUGGCCUGUUGCCAACAUUAUCACCAAAGACACUAUCCGGGGCUACCAGUGCAUCUCCACAUUUCUCAUGCAAAUCCGCAGGGCAAAGCAAACGAUAAUAAAACAGCGUUUGCAGCAUAACACCCAGUCCGACAAAAUUCAAGAUUCCAGAAACAACACAUUGAGCUACGCCCUCAGACACAACAUGCUCUGGUUCCUCAACACUCUAUACAGCCACAUGACUGACUUUGUCGUCUCAACGGCGACCGAAUCCCUGCGCAAAAGUCUGUCUGCUUCCGCCGACGUCGAUGGCAUGAUAGCGGCGCAUCGCUCAUUCAUGCACUCCUUGGAGGAACAAUGCCUCCUAUCCACGAACCUCCAUCCCCUCCAUCAAGCAAUCAUCACCAUCCUUGACCUGUGCGUCUGCUUUGCAGAUGCCCAAACAGCACGCUACGGCAACAACCAUCUCGAUCACACCCGAGCUGCCAGCAAGAAUGCAUAUAGCUUUGGAUUAGACAACGACGACCCGAGCGACGAGGACGAUGAUGACAAUGAAUCCGAUAACGACGAAGACAAGCUCGAUGCCUCUUUCCACGAAACACACUACCUGCAACGGUUGCGAGACAUCAAAGACCAGUUCGAUCGACUGGUAGCUUUCAUGGUGGCUGGUCUAAAAGGUGUAGGACGUGUCGACGGCCAACUCAGUUGGGAGAUCUUGGCCGAGAAACUGGAAUGGAGGAAAGCAGGUGGACAGUAGCAGUCUUUCACUAUAAUUUUUCUUGCGGAAUAGGGGUUCGGAUCCUGGUUAGGUUUGUGAUACCCGGAAAUUGGAAUAUUCAUUGCAAUGGUAUAAUUAUGAUACUACACAGUUC